AUCCAGGCAUCGCCAUGGCGGGCGCAAAGAAGAAGAAGAAGCCAGCAGCCAACCCGGCACGAGGCUUUGCCACGACCUCCGUUGCAUCCAAACCUCGUCUGGAAGUGGCAGAGCCCACAGGGUCUCAGUCUUCCUCGGGCGUCAACACUCCCAAGACUGCCCCUCCAGCGGCAUCAGAUGGCCCCUCGUCGCAGUCGAAGCCGGCCGAGCAGAGUGGCGAGCAGACGGCGGCCAAGAAAGUUGAAUUGAGCCCCGAGGAGUUUGAACGGCAGCUCGAGGAAUCCGAGCUGCAGCUAUUCGUUGACAAGUACUCCCAGAAGGUCAAGCGAGAUGCGCAGCGCCAGUGCUUGCGGCUGGAAACCGACCGACGCCUGCUUCGGAGCCAAGCUGAGAACCUAAAUACCCAAAAAUGGCUGCCGCGGGAAUUGAUGGAUCAUAUCCUAGACCAUAUCAAGGCCGAGAGCCGAUUCUAUGCGUCUAGCCUGUCAUCCGAGAACGCUGGGCCUGGAAAGAUGCCGUCUGAAGAAGAUCUGGUAUCCCGCAUCUGGACGCUACAGCAGACACUCACCGGCGCCGGCUUCUCUGCGAACAUCGUCGAUAAGGCUAUUCGACAUAUCUUGGAUAUCGCACCGAAUAUCUCGCCGGCUGCUCGAGAUUAUAUCUGGGGCCUAGAGGAAGCCCUCGAGUGGCUUGCUCGUGAAUCUCCGCUGGACGAGCUACCUCCAUACGGAAACAAGUCCAAGGCCGCUCCCAAAGAUGCUGCUGAUAACACAUCCACCCCGCCUUCUCGCACGAGCACUCCCAAGUUGAGUCAGAGUCAAGCCACCCGAAACGAGAAGAGCAACGCGCCGAAUCAACGAUCGAGCAAAACCCGAUCGGUUCCAAAUGCGACAUUCGACGGCGAUAUCGAACCGGAUGACUUGAUACCAGAAUACGUCGCCACGAAGGCCAAGUUACUCGAAUUGAGCCACCUGAAGAAGACAACGGCGCGGUCAAGAUCUGCUAAGCAACAAAAGGAAGAUGAGACGGAUGCGGUAUCAAUGGCUUAUCUUGAAGCCAAAUUGAAGACAAUAGAGUCCGAUGUUCUGUUCGACAAGUUCUUGGCAGAGCAACAGUGGAAAAAGGAGAAGGCCGACUUGGAAAAACAACUCGCUUUGGCCAGGAAGACGGCCGCCGCGGACUCAAGCAGCCAGUCUCAGCCUGAAGAUACCACGCCCCUGCCGGAAGCGGACGACGACAUCACCGCUAUGGCUGAGAAGAUGGCACAGGAAAUCCUAGCUGAGAACGACGAGGACGACGAUAUCGCGGGCUUGUUCGAGUCACUUCCACAGAGCGAGGUUGACCCGACCACUGGCAAGCUCCAGACCGUAGUAACCUCUUCCGACGGAGCACGGCUCGUUAUUCGAGAGUUUGCUAAAUGGACGGGCGUCAACCCUUCUGUCAACAUCAGCUAUACUGUUGUGUCCGAGGCCACGUUUGCUAACCGCCACUCGGUGGUCAUUGGGUGGUCAAAGCCACAGGACGCUGCUCAGAUCGUGGCAAAUGCGGAUGUCGAAGCCUCGAUUGAGUCCACCCGCUUCCAAUUUACUAUGACCAAGGUUGCUACCCCCGAUGUGAAGCAAUCGGAGGCUUACAUCGCCACGGCAGCGCUGUUUCACAUAUUCAGUGGUAAUCCCAAGGAAGAAAAGGUCAAUCUCAGGCUUCCAACCGUCUGGCGAGAUUUCUGGUCUGAGAUGGCCGAAGCCAAGAAGGAGCAUUUCGAUGCGCAGGAUCGACUGGUUGUGAAAGAGAUCAAGGCCCUUGUCCGCCAAAGGCAGGACCAGGAGUUGGAAGACGGUGUUGUCCUACAAGGCGCGUUCAGGGGUCGCAACAACGCCAAGAGCUCGCCAGAAUCUACCGAGUCGGGGCAUACCGAGCGAUCAAGGAACGUUGAAAGCGAUGACAACCUGAAGAAGCUGUGGGCGUCAAGGUCGAGCAGGAAGAAGUAUGAAGCUAUGUUGCAAUAUCGAGAACAGCUUCCGAUGUGGAAAUUCAAAGGCCACGUUCUGGAUGCUGUAGAACAGAAUCAAGUGAUUAUUAUCUGCGGAGAGACCGGCUGUGGCAAAAGCACACAAGUACCAGCCUUUCUGCUGGAACACGAACUGUCGCAAGGCAGGCAGUGCAAGAUCUAUUGCACGGAGCCUCGCCGCAUUUCUGCCAUAUCUCUAGCUCGUCGAGUAAGUGAAGAGUUGGGUGAUGAAAAGGGCGAUCUGGGAACCUCCAGGUCCCUCGUCGGCUAUUCCAUCCGCCUUGAGUCAAACACGUCCAAAGAAACGCGGCUUGUGUAUGCUACGACGGGUAUUGUUAUGAGAAUGCUUGAAGGCUCCAAUGAUCUUCACGAGGUCACACAUCUCGUACUCGACGAGGUUCAUGAACGCUCCAUUGAUAGUGACUUCCUCCUCAUCGUCCUCAAACGCCUCCUGAAACGCCGCAAAGACUUGAAGGUCAUCUUGAUGUCUGCUACUGUUGACGCGGAGCGGUUUUCGGCGUACCUGGGUGGUGCGCCAGUGCUGAACGUUCCCGGCAGAACGUUCCCAGUCAUGGUCCGCUACCUCGAGGAUGCUGUUGAGCUCACUGGCUAUGUGCCAAGCAAUUCAGAGUCUGACCGGAUUAUCGACCUCGACGAUGACACGCUCGAGACGGAAGUGGACGGACUCAAAGCCGAGAUGGCCCAGAGCCUUGCCGGCUACUCAAACAGAACCAAGGCUGUGCUCGCUCAAAUGAACGAAUAUCAAAUCGAUCUUGAUCUCAUUGUUGAACUAAUUGCUCGAAUUGCGGUGGAUGAAUCGCUACAGCAAUACAGCAACGCAAUCCUGGUCUUCCUACCCGGAAUCGCAGAUAUCAGAUCGCUGAAUGACAUGCUACUGGGGGACCCUCGGUUUUCGGCUGGCUGGCUUGUCUACCCUCUGCACUCCACAAUUGCCAUGGAGGACCAGGAGGCCGCUUUCCUUAUACCCCCUCAGGGGAUGAGGAAGAUUGUGCUAGCGACGAAUAUCGCGGAGACUGGAAUCACCAUUCCAGACGUUACUUGCGUCAUCGACACUGGCAAGCACCGCGAGAUGCGAUUCGAUGAGAAAAAGCAGCUUUCCCGGCUGAUUGAUACUUUUAUUUCGAGGGCGAAUGCGAAGCAACGCAGGGGGCGUGCGGGCCGUGUGCAGAAUGGGCUGUGCUUCCACAUGUUCUCCCGGUAUCGGCACGAUACGCUGAUGAGCGACCAGCAAAUUCCGGAGAUGCUGCGUCUCUCCUUGCAGGACCUGGCCAUUCGAGUCAAGAUUUGCAAACUCGGCGGCAUCGAAGAGACGCUGAGCGAUGCUUUGGAUCCCCCUUCGGCCAAGAAUAUACGCCGCGCCGUGGACGCACUCGUGGAUGUGCGCGCCUUGACUGGCACCGAAGACCUUACGCCCCUUGGAUAUCAACUGGCGAGGUUACCCUUGGACGUCUUCCUGGGAAAGCUCAUCCUCUUGGGGACGGUGUUCAAAUGCCUGGACAUGGCCAUCACCGUUGCGGCCAUUUUGUCAUCCAAGUCCCCCUUUUCUGCCCCCUUUGGACAGCAAACGCAAGCAAACAACGCGAGAGCAGCCUUCCGUCGUGCGGACUCGGAUUUACUCACGACCUACAAUGCGUAUCUUGCGUGGAAGCGGGUAUGCCAGGCAAAUGGGGGCUUCGGAAAAGAGUUCCAAUUCUGCCGGAAGAAUUACCUUAACCAGCAGACUCUUACCAACAUUGAAGAUCUGAAAGGACAGCUGCUGACAUCUCUGGCGGACUCCGGGUUCUUGUCCUUGACGGAGGAGGAGCGGCGAGCGCUUCUAAGACUUCGGUUUUCCGCCGGCGGCCGCGGCCGUCGACAACAGUUCGUCGACGUGCCCCAGCGGGUGAACCUCAACAGUGACAACGACAUCGUUUCGACUUCCGUCAUUGCAUGGAGCUUUUAUCCCAAGCUGCUUGUGAGGGAUGUGCCAGGGUCCAAGGGCCUCCGCAACAUUGGUAACAACCAGUCCAUCAGCCUUCAUCCAACCUCUGUCAACCGUACGCUGUUCGAUGCGCGAUGGUUGUCGUACUAUACGAUCAUGCAAACCAAGUCGGUUUAUCGUGCACAUGAAACCACCGUGACAGAACCUUUCGCCAUAGCACUGCUCUGUGGUGACGUACGCUGUGAUCUAUACUCUGGCGUGAUAGUGCUGGAUGGUAAUCGGGGUCGCUUCGCCGUCCCGGAUUGGAAGACGAUGCUCGUCAUCAAAGUCUUGCGCACACGGCUGCGCGAAUUGCUCACUCGAAGCUUCAAGCAGCCUGGCAAACUGCUCACUGCACAGCAGGAGAAGUGGUUCGAUGUCUGGCAGCGUUUGUUUUCGCAGGACUUUAACCAAGACAGGACCGUCAACACUAUCAGCCUGUAA
This is a messenger RNA of Trichoderma citrinoviride, 4433 nucleotides long. Its product is annotated as P-loop containing nucleoside triphosphate hydrolase protein. Gene Ontology annotation, molecular function: RNA binding; ATP binding. The transcript is spliced from 7 exons. The record is from RefSeq and is a predicted model, not a curated record. Bases 15 to 4433 code for a protein of 1472 amino acids. Lineage: Eukaryota; Fungi; Ascomycota; Sordariomycetes; Hypocreales; Hypocreaceae. Gene Ontology annotation, cellular component: intracellular anatomical structure.